ACAAAUCCGGCCCUUUUUUAGUCCUUCCGUUAAAUUUUGGCUGAUGUAGCAGGUUAAUUAACGGAAAAACUCUUUUUUUUUUUUACCAUUUUACUAAAUUACGUAGAAAAUCCAUCUGGUAGAAAUGGAUGACGUGGCGAACCCAAGAGCUUGGGUUUGCGAGGAACCCAGGAGCCUGGGUUUGCGAGGAACCCAGGAGCCUGGGUUCGCGAGGAACCUAGCUCGUGGGUUCUUGACGAACCUAGGAGCCUGUGUUCGCGAGGAACCCAGCUCGCGAGUUCCUGACGAACCCAGCUCGCGGGUUCGCAAUGAACCCAGGUGCCUGGGUUCGUCGUGGGUUCCUAGGUUCGCGAUGAACCCAGACUCCUGGGUUUCAGAUCCUCGAUUUCGAACUUCUCGUUUCCUUCUGGUGGGAUGAGAUCAACGACUCUACUCAGUGGCAAGACGGUAUCUUCUACGCUCUCUGUGCCGCUUAUGCCCUUGUCUCUUCUGUUGCUCUGGUCAGUCCCGCUUUCCUCUUAUCUGUUCGUUCUCAUGUCUUUCGUUUUUCUGUAAGCUCGUGUUCUGGAUCAGUGGGGAAGACAUAGUAGUUGAUUGGUUUCGAUAUGGAUGGAUUUGGUUUGGAAUGAUAAUGACAUUGUAAUUGUAGUGAAAUUUUCCAGUUACUGCUGAUUGUUUGGAAUUUAAUAAUGUGCUUUUCAUCUC
Rubroshorea leprosula is the source of this 705-nucleotide messenger RNA. The record is from the annotation of a GenBank genome assembly. NCBI's taxonomy places the organism in Eukaryota, Viridiplantae, Streptophyta, Magnoliopsida, Malvales, Dipterocarpaceae.